Messenger RNA from Octopus sinensis (East Asian common octopus), 1589 nucleotides. Its product is annotated as zinc finger protein 676-like. The transcript has a single exon. Gene Ontology annotation, molecular function: DNA-binding transcription factor activity; RNA polymerase II cis-regulatory region sequence-specific DNA binding. Gene Ontology annotation, biological process: regulation of transcription by RNA polymerase II. Lineage: Eukaryota; Metazoa; Mollusca; Cephalopoda; Octopoda; Octopodidae. Bases 133 to 1143 code for a protein of 336 amino acids. The record is from RefSeq and is a predicted model, not a curated record.
UUCGUUCUUUCUUUCUGUAGUGGUUCUUCUCGGGCAGAAAAUAUUCUUCCUCGUUUGUCUCAAGAAAGAAGUAACUCCUCGCCUGGAUCAACAGACCAAAAAGAACGCCUGUCUCUAUACUCUCCUGGUUCAAUGGAGCGAACAGAUCGCCUUUCUCUUCACUCACCCGCAUCGAUAGAUCGAACAGAUCGAUUCUAUUUACAAUCUCCCAGCUCAAACUCAGAUAAGGGUAACACAAAAAGCCCAAGCAGUUCUUUUACUCCGUUUGGUGGUUCCAGCAGCCGUCACUACCUUCACAGCAGCAUUCCAAUAAUAUCUCCGGCAGCAUCUUUGCCCACUGCUCUCGGCUUACCUGCUGCUUGGUUGCAAUAUUCACUGUAUCCUCCACCAACUUCUCUUGCAAGCAAUACACGGCCACUUAGCCUAGUGGAGUAUCACCAACAAUUCAAGCAGGCCAGUAUGCCAACUGACUUAUCUUAUUUCAAAUACAAAGCUCCUUUAAUGAACAGAAACUAUUUAGAACUUGCUAUGCUCGUGUGUAACACAUUUCGUGGUAAGUUAUUUCCUUGUUCACACUGUCGUUAUGUCACAGACAGACGCAACAAUCUAAAAAGACACAUUUCUACAAUGCACCAAGCCUGCGAUAAAGUCCUGGAAUGCUGUGGUGUCACUUUCGCAACGAAAGCGUCUCUGAGGGAACACAUCACAAUAUUUCAUCACAACGGUUAUUCCUGUCCGUUUUGUGGGCGACGAUUCUGUCGGAAAGCUUUGCUAAGACGUCACCUGUCUGUCCAUAAUGGACAAAAGGACUAUAACUGUCCACAUUGUGAUUAUGCAACUAGCCACAAGAGUAAUCUAGAGAGACAUAAACGAAUUCAUGAUAGACUGAAAAUAAAUGAACCAGUGCCACUGCUUGCCCACAGCAGAAUUACCAAUACCAAUAUUAACAAUGGCUUUAAUUCCUCCGACAGUGAUGUAGACUGCACUACGACUAAUUGUGAUACAGAUAACUAUAAUAAACUCCUUGAUACAACCAUAAUGCCGCCGGAAAAUAAUCCCAUUCCUCUGUUAACUAAUAGAAAAAGUUCUUGCAUUGACGAAAAAUCAAAGUUUUCGGAAACGAUUUCUUGUGAUGUAGAUUGAUAUUGAAGUUAGCGUUGGAUUUCCCUCUUCUGGCUUAGAACUAUUCUGGUCAGCUUUAGCAUUUGGAUACAUCAUUUAGUCUUAAAUCAAAGAAUAUAUAUCGUCUGUGAAAAUCUGGACAAGUAUAUUAGACGCCAACUAAAAAACGAUAAGAAAUUUAACUGUAAAUGAUAAAAAAGAAAUGUGGAACAAUUAAAAGUUUGGAGGACAAUUUCAAUACUGCAGUACUGUAGUGACGUGUUAAAUGUAAGACAAGUUAGAGAAACCCGUUUCAAUGAGAAAGCAUGAAAUUCCUCUAAUUAUUUAGACAUACAUUUUGCUGGGCAAUAUCUUGGAAUUAAUUUAUUUUAUAACAUCAAAAAUACGUUUUGCCAGUCUACAACAGCCAAUCCUCCAAACAAUAAAUAUUCGAUAGUGCUUGGUAGACUUUUAUCAUGAAAUAACAU